AAAAAAUGUAGAAUUUCAAAUCCUAAUAUACGAUUCGUUCAAAAUAGACCAAAGAUCCAUAGAUGGACAGAAGAAGAAUUGGAAACACUUCGUAUUGCAGUGAACAAACAUGGAAACAAGUGGAAAUAUAUUUCCGACAAUUAUUUUCCAUUAUCACGAACACCAAUUGCUGUUCAAAUAAGAUGGAGUAUUAUUAAUAGAAAUAUGUCUAGACCUAGGACAGAAGAAGAGGAUAAAAUUUUAAAGUAUGAAUAGAAAAAUAUGGAGUUGGGAAAUGGAAAGAAAUAGAAAAAUUAUUUGAUACAAAAGAUUAUGGUCAGAUACUUUUGAGAUGGGAAUCAAUUGAAGAUGAAAUACUACUUAAGUUGAUUAAAAAUUAUGGGCGUAAAUGGAAAAUGAUAAGUGAUGUAAUCGGUAGAACUUAUCAUCGAUGUUUGAAUAGAUACGAAGUUCUUAUAUCCAAACCUUGGACGAAAGAAGAAACUGAAAAACUUCGUGUAUCCAUUUUAAAAUACAAACAAGAUUGGCGUAAAAUAGCGGAUGAGUUUCCUGAUCGGUCCUUGUUUGAUAUUAGGAAACAUCAUAAGUGUAAUGCAUCAACGAAUCCCAAUUUUAAAUUAGGUAGAUGGAACGAUAUUGAAAUAAAUUUAUUUAAAAAAGCAAUCAAAGAACAUGGAAAAAGAUGGAUCAAGGUUUCCCAAAUUGUUGGCACAAGAUCUCCAAUUCAAUGUAUUCAGUUUUUUAAUAGAUGAAAAUUUUUCUAAUGUUCUGAACAGGAAAAUUUUUUUUCAAGAGGAUGUUACUUAAUCAAAUUUUUAAAAUUCGAUACACUAAUAAAAUAUUUUGAGUUAAUGACUUCCUGUAUCGGAAUUGUUUAAAAUAAUAGUAUAUUCUGAAAUAAAGACAUUAAAUACCUGUAGGCCUCGCC
Rhizophagus irregularis DAOM 181602=DAOM 197198 is the source of this 928-nucleotide messenger RNA. The record is from RefSeq and is a predicted model, not a curated record. NCBI's taxonomy places the organism in Eukaryota, Fungi, Glomeromycota, Glomeromycetes, Glomerales, Glomeraceae.